AUGAUGUUCUCUCGAUCUCUAGGCUUCUUAGUUACAGCAGCAGCCCUUGUGACAGCAACGCCUUUCAAGAACAAUGGAAGCUCCACAACAGCUCCCACCGUCACCAUAAAAAAUGGCACCAUCGCAGGCAACUACCUACCAUCUUUUGGCAUUGAUGAAUUCUUCAGCAUCCCUUUCGCUGCACCUCCUGUUGGUAACCUUCGUUUCAGACAUCCCCAGCCUCCGAGCAAAUGGAACGGGACACUCGAUGCCACGGAACAUGGGCCAUCAUGCCCCGGCUUUGGGCCGUUUUCCGAAGGACGGCCGUUAGAUGAGGACUGCUUGACCUUAGAUGUUGUCAGGCCUUCUGGCGGGGGAAAGGGUUUGCCAGUUAUGGUCUGGAUUUAUGGAGGAGGGUUCUCGGGAGGAGCGUCAGCGGACCCAAGAUAUAAUCUAUCAUAUAUCGUUAAUGCAAGUGUGGCCAUCAAAAAACCUGUUAUUGCCAUUGGUAUCAAUUACCGGCUGGCAGGUUUUGGGUUUUUGGCUGGACAGGAUGUUUUCAAUUCUGGAAACUCGAACGCUGGCUUGUUUGAUCAACGACAGGCACUAAGAUGGAUUAGAGAGAAUGUGGAGGCUUUUGGUGGAGAUAAAGAUAAGGUUACCAUUUGGGGCGAGUCAGCCGGGGCGUAUUCGGUAGGGUACCAUUUACUUGCAAAUAAUGGAGAUAAUGAGGGGCUGUUUCGGGCGGCGAUCCUACAGAGCGGAUCGCCACCGGGACCCACUUUGAAUUCAUUGGGGCACUUUGAUGAGAUGUAUAAUUCUGUCGUAGAUAUCCUUGGCUGUUCAAAUACUUCCGAUCGUCUCCAGUGCCUACGGGAAGUCCCUUACGAACAAUUAUUUGAUGCACUACAGCCACAAUUAUACACGUGGACACCAGUGGUUGAUGGUGAUUUUAUUCCGGGCUGGCCGUCAGACCGUAUGGCAGCUGGAAAGUUUGCGAAUGUGACUAUUUUGAUUGGUGCAAAUACUGAUGAGGGAACUGCAACGUUCUUUGGCCCUAGAAAUAUCAUUAAUACCACAGAAGACCUUAGAAACUAUCUCUUGAAUGGAUCACUCCCGGCCACAACUCCUUCUUCGGUGGAAAAACUUUUGGAAUUGUAUCCAGACGACCCCGCUCUCGGCUGUCCCUUUAAUACUGGGUCUGAGAGAUUCGCGGACCAAGGAUACCAGUAUAAAAGAGCAGCUGCUAUAGUUGGGGAUUACGCCAUGGAUGCGGGUAGAAGACAAACAUCUGAGGCUUUCGCAAACAGAGGGAACAAAGUUUUUUCGUACAGGUUUGACCAAUCACCAUGGAAUGGUAAAUUGAAAGACAUCACGGAGGUGGCUCCCGUGUAUUCAACCCAUUAUGCGGAGAUCGGCUUUGUCUUUAACAAUCCUAGUACAACCAUAUCGACAUAUGUGGGGCCAGAUCCGGCGGUGAAUGCAUUGUCCCGCUUGAUCUCGCGAAGUUGGAUAAGUUUUGCUCAUGAUCUAGACCCAAAUAACCAUGGAAUUCAAGGUGCCGCAAAAUGGCCUGAAUAUAAGUAUUCAGCGUCGAAUAUAGUUUUUAAUUCGAAUAGAACUUAUGUGGAGAAGGAUGACUAUAGAAAAGAACAACUAAAUUUUUGGGGAACGAUCUGGCAUGAGGUGGGAUGCUGA
Morchella importuna is the source of this 1677-nucleotide messenger RNA. RefSeq lists its product as uncharacterized. Bases 1 to 1677 code for a protein of 558 amino acids. Lineage: Eukaryota; Fungi; Ascomycota; Pezizomycetes; Pezizales; Morchellaceae. The record is from RefSeq and is a predicted model, not a curated record. The transcript has 8 exons.